UGCCGGUCCUACGUUGCCUUUUCGAUGAAUAAAAUGCCAAAGAAAAUGAAAUCCUUUCACUUCUGACAUUACUGAAUGACGUAACACAGUAGAUACCGCGUGUCAUUCAAGUUGAAUUCAUCUUAUACUCCCUUGUUUUCCUUCAAGUAGUGAAAGGCGUUUAAAAUUUAUAAACACGGCAACAAUGUAUUGAGGGACUCGAACCAAACAAAUAUUAGUAAAGUAUAUUUCAGUAAGCAUGGUGGACGAAUUGUUUAUAGUUUUUGCGUUUUAUCUGUGAGUUCGUGUAAAAAAACUACUAUGAUUUGACAUUUUGAAAGAACUAAAUAUAGUUUGUGUUUUCGUGAUUACGUGAAAAUUGUUUUAAUAUGUGAGUGUACAACCAAACACAUGUGGAUACUUUUUAUUCAUGGAUAUGUAUUACAUGGAUGCCUACUGUUUGGCUUGAAGGAAUUCCAUAAAGGGUGGAACAAGCUGGAAGACAAUGUGAUAAUCAGCCGGUCCGACCAGUAAAUAUUUCAGACAUUUGCCAGAUAAAACUGUAAAUAACAUGUUGAUGAUUAAGAAGCGUAACACUUCGUUCGUCACAAGUUUGUCACAUUGCUAUUUACGUCCGACAUUUUAUAGAAGAGCUUGUCUAGAUAAUUUACCCAUGCGUACGGGUCGUCACUGAUGGCCGUCAACGGCUUAGCGUGUACAGCCCAGUUCCGCCGAGAUUCCGGCUGGCGCAUUUCUGGCUGUCGUUAUGUCAAGACGUUACUACUGUACACCCUUCUGCUUAGCACAACUUUUCCCGGAUUUCUCAGCCCUGCCAAAGCGGACUUUGAGCCCAUUCCUCUAUCAGAUUCCAUUAAUGAAAAUGACGCCAAGCGGAUUUGUGCAAGCAUGGAUAUUAAAAAUUCACUGGAAUCAUUCAAGAAGCUAAAAGAUUGUGAAGUGAUUGAAGGUUUUCUUUCAAUCCUUCUAUUCGAUAAUGUGAACGAGACUGAACUGUCGAAGAUGAGUUUCCCGCGUUUAACUGAAAUAACAGACUAUUUAUUAUUGUAUAGGGUAAUUGGUCUUCGUAGUGUAGGACAACUAUUCCCGAACUUAGCCGUAAUCCGCGGCCAGCAGACAUUUUUCGAUCGUGCAUUUGUGAUAUUUGAAAUACCCACUUUACAAGAAAUUGGAUUACACUCCCUUACCGAUAUUUCCCGCGGUCAAGUGCAUAUCGACAAGAAUCCAUCUUUGUGCUUCGUUCAUACAAUAGAUUGGGAUAGGAUAAUCAAAGACAAAAACAAAGACAAUUCCUCAAAGAUACUUUUAAAUAGUUUAAAGCCCGAUAACGAGUGUCCCGUGUGUCCGGUGAGUGUCGGAACCGGGAAUGAUACAGUGAAGUGUCCGGUAAUGAUCGAUAAUGAAGGCAAAGAGAAGCACUUGUGCUGGAACAAGAACCACUGCCAAAAAAUUUGUCCAGACAAAUGCAAACACUGCAACAACAAGCUUGAAUGCUGCGACGAAUCGUGCUUUGCCUGCCGAAACGACAACCCAAAAAUUUGUACGGUUUGUCCCGAUUACACUUAUGGACAUGGCUUACAGAAGACUUGCAGACAGGACUGUCCGCAUGGAUUGUAUAAGUAUUUCAAGCGGCGCUGCAUAGAUAAAAACCAAUGUCUAACCAUGCAUAAACCCAUAGAAUUGCAGACUACAAAUUAUUAUCCAGAACCUUAUAAAAUAUAUGAAAAAUCUUGCAUUUUGGAGUGUCCUCCAGACCAUACUGAGCACAACAGGACAUGUGUACCGUGUGGAGGACGUUGUAAGAAAUCUUGCCCUGGUUUGGUUGUAGAUAGUAUAGCAACGUCGAGCCAACUUAGAGGAUGUACUCAUAUUGAUGGUUCACUAUUCAUACAAAUAAGAGGAGGAGCAAAUAUUACGGAGUUAGAAGCAAACUUAAAAACUAUUGAAGAAAUUAGUGGCUAUUUGAAAGUAGUCAGAUCAUUUUCACUGCUCUCGCUAAGUUUUCUGAAAAGUCUUAAAUUAAUAAAGGGAGAAGAACUGGAUAACGGGAAAUAUGUGUUCAGCGUGUUUGAUAAUCAGAAUCUGCAAGAUCUGUGGGAUUGGAAUACGCGUCCUCCUCUGAAGAUUAAAAGUGGAAAACUGUUUUUCCACUUCAAUCCAAAGUUGUGUUACGAAAAAAUUCUCACGUUGCAAGAAAAAGCAGGUUUGGGCAACUUUACGGAUUUGGAAGUAGCUAAAAAUUCUAACGGCGACAAAACUGCAUGUAAUAUAACGCCGCUGGAUGUUAAAGUUACCAAUAUAGAAUCAAAUUCGUCUACAUUAGAAUGGAAAGCUUUUUUUUUGGAUGACCCACGCAAGCUUCUGGCUUAUAUUAUUUCAUACACAGAAGCCCCAUUUAAAAACAUUUCCCAAUAUGAUAGCAAAGACGCAUGUGGCCAAGACAAUUGGAAGGUUGUUGACACACCUAACAAAGAGGAAGAAGACGUUAUUACGUACAAAAUUAAAAACUUAGAAUCAUAUACUCAAUAUGCAUUUUAUGUAAAAACCUACACAAUAGCUAGCGAAAGAAACGGUGCACAAAGCGAAAUACAGUAUUUUAGGACGCUACCUUCCAUGCCCCUGCCUCCAAGUAACCUUAAUGUUAUCAGCAAUGCUAGUGACUCUCUGUACAUUACGUGGGGUCCUCCAUCAAGACCCAAUGGCCCCAUAACGCACUAUGAGAUUAGAAAAAAAAUACGCGAUGACCAGAGCUACAAUCAAGAACAUGAUUAUUGCAGUGAUCACACCCCUAAAGAAGAAGCUCAUUCUACCACAAAACCACCACCUUUGCAUAAUUGUCAAUGUGAAAGUUCUACUCAAAGUACGACACAAUUUGAUGAAGGCGCUGAAGAAAGAAUACAAUUUGAAGACAAUCUACUCAAUCAGGUCUAUCUUAAGAGGCCAGGCAAAAGAGAAAAAAGAGAAGCAGUCCUUUAUACAAAUAGCUCCCUCCAAGAAUCUACAGAUAAUCCAGCAAAAUAUUUAAAAAAUGACACCGAGCAUGUGUAUAAAACAAAGAAUACAAAUUAUUAUUUAAAAAACUUACAUCACUAUACUAUGUAUGAUGUUCAUGUUUGGGCCUGCCGUGAUGACGAAUGUAGUGUUGCAGCAAUGAGAUCAUUUAGGACCAAAGAAAAGGUUGGAGCUGACGUUAUAAGUAACCUUACUUUAGUACAUAAGACUCAAGACAGCGUUACAAUUUCAUGGCAUCAACCAAAAGACCCCAAUGGAAAUAUAUAUGCCUACAUAAUAGAGUCCAAGAAGAUUGAUUUAGAUAAUGCAAAAGCUGUUCCAGAAUGCAUAAACGUCACAAGUAGAAACGUAACUUUAUACUACACAGUGUCAAAAUUAAUUCCAGGCAAUUACAGUUUGUGCAUUUUUGCUAAGUCCUCUCCCAAUAGAAAAGAACAGUCUAACUAUAUUUACUUUUAUAUCGAUGAGCCUUCUUCAAACACAGCACUAGUAGUAUCAAUUCUUAUGUUCAUUUUGAUCAUGGGACUUAUUUUCUUCGGUUGGCUCUAUAAAAAAACUCAAAGGAAACCUGUACUAUUUCCUGAAAUUAACCCUGAAUAUGUUCCAAAUCCAUAUGUAAAGGACGAAUGGGAGGUCUCCAGAGACCAAAUUCUAUUAAACAAAGAAUUAGGUCAAGGCAGCUUCGGUAUGGUUUGGGAAGGCUUGGCACGAGACAUAAGAGGAAAGUCCGAAGUGAGAUGUGCUGUCAAAACUGUAAAUGUACAUGCCACAGACAGGGAACGUUUAGAAUUCCUUAAUGAGGCAUCUGUAAUGAAAGCUUUUGAUACAACUCAUGUAGUUAGGUUACUGGGGGUUGUAUCUGAAGGCCAACCUACUUUAGUCAUUAUGGAAUUAAUGGCUAAUGGUGAUCUAAAGUCCUAUCUUCGAUCCCACAGACCAGACAUGGAAAAUUACAACUCAGCUUUAAUAAAACAUCCACCAUCCUUGAAACAGAUUUUACAGAUGGCUAUAGAAAUUGCUGAUGGAAUGGCUUAUCUUUCAGCCAAAAAGUUUGUUCAUAGGGACUUGGCAGCUAGAAACUGUAUGGUUUCUGAAGAUCUGGUCGUAAAAAUAGGAGAUUUUGGAAUGACCAGAGAUAUAUAUGAGACUGAUUACUAUCGAAAAGGGACCAAAGGAUUGCUACCAGUUAGAUGGAUGGCACCUGAAAGUCUUAAGGAUGGUGUAUUCACAAGUUACAGUGAUGUUUGGAGUUACGGUGUUGUGUUAUGGGAAAUGGCUACGUUAGCAUCACAGCCCUACCAAGGUCUUGCCAAUGAUCAAGUGUUACGUUAUGUCAUCGAUGGAGGCGUAAUGGAAAGGCCUGAAAAUUGUCCAGACAAAUUAUAUACCCUAAUGAGGUAUUGCUGGCAGCAUAAACCAUCCUCGAGACCUACUUUCUUGAAACUCUGUCAGCUUUUAUUGGAAGACUCUUCUCCUGUAUUCUCAGAGGUGUCUUUCUACCAUAGCCCUGCUGGAGUUGAAGCCAGAGCAUCCAGACAUACACCAUCACCUAGUCAGGAUGAUCAGACAACUCCCUUGAGACACGUAGCUGAGCGACUGAAAGGAUAUCUGCCUUCGAAUUCUAAUGAUUCUGAUGAACUUGAUAUAAAUACACAUCAUCAGUUUCCAAGCAUUUCGGAAAGUGAAGGAAUCAUGACUACUGCCAAUGGUUACGUGAGUGGAUGUCCCACAAAUGGUGCAGCAACGACUCAAUGCUAACCACAUAUCACUAUUAAGGAUCCACUGACACCUGCUAAACAGAAUCCAAUUUAAUUCUUUUCACUGGGAAGAUCGGCCACUCUUUAAAUAACUAAACUAAUAAAAUUUAUUUUAUAUAUAGGUUUGUUCCAACUAGCGGUCAAAUUAUACAGAGUGUUGUUUCAAGGUCACAAUAAAUUUAUUAUUAUACUCAGUACAUCUGGAUCCGCCUCAGUGACCUCUAUUCACCAUUCAAGUAUUUCCGUUUCCUAUUGAAACACCCUGUAUAUAUAACUAGUAAUAGUAUAUGAAUCACCCUGUAUAUUUAUAAUUUUGUUCAAAGGACGUACAAAUACGUUCAAAAAUUGACAUAUUCUUGCGUUUAUUAUAAUUUUUCUAAAAUAUGGCCACAAAUAAUUAUAUUUCCAUACUACAUAAUAUGUAUAUAAAUAUAUAAUAGGACUUAUAUGAAAUUACUUUUUUAGUAAUUUUAAAAUUAUUGUCAUUUUUUUUAAAUAAACAUAUUAAAUUAUUAAUUUAUUUGAAUGGGUCUGUUGGACAAAUUAAAAUGAUUAUCAAUAUUUAAAUAAAUGUAAUAUUAUUUGAUUAUUUCACAAUUUUAUCCUGUAUUAUUCGCACAGACCAUAAAUGUUGUUUGAUGUCAGUUUAUUAAGGAGCUGUUAAAAAUUUAAAAUUGUACGGGAUGUCCCAUAGGAAAAAUGGUACAGGUAGCGCUAAACUCACGUGAAUUACCCUGUACUCUGUAUAUUUCUACUUUUUGUUGAAGGACGUACAAUUAAAUUAUAAAACUAAUAUGUCGGGACGUUUAUUAAAAUUUUCUAACAAUGGCCAAUACUAUCAAAGAGUUUUCCAUACUAGUUCAGGUGUAAAUAAGGAAUAAUAAAAAAUUAAAUUAAAAAUUAAACAUUAAAACAUUUGUAAUUUUGAAGACUUUUUGCUAAUAGCUUCCACUGUUUUACGCCAUUCUUAAAAAAAUUUAUAAAAAAAUAAGUAAAAUCUGAUUUAAAAUAAAAUCAGUGAUUAAGUUUAGUCCUUACUUGUUUUUUUUGUGUAAUUUUAUUACUUUUGACUAGAUUAUUAACUUCUUUAAAUAAUUUACAUCCUUUAUCAGUUUAGUUAUUUAAAUAUAGUUAUUAUCCUUCCCAUAAAAAAAUUGAUUAUGCGGAGUUAUAAACGUCAACCCAUGUAAAAGAUUCUAAUGUGACAAUAAAAGACAGAAGUAUAUCAGACUUGAGAUUAUUGCGAAUUAUAUAUAUAUAUAUAUU
Molecule: messenger RNA, 6032 nt
Organism: Diabrotica virgifera virgifera (western corn rootworm)
Lineage: Eukaryota; Metazoa; Arthropoda; Insecta; Coleoptera; Chrysomelidae
Product: insulin-like receptor
Exons: 17
Coding region: 673-4767 (1364 amino acids)
Biological process (GO): glucose homeostasis; positive regulation of kinase activity; positive regulation of phosphatidylinositol 3-kinase/protein kinase B signal transduction
Cellular component (GO): axon; insulin receptor complex; membrane
Molecular function (GO): insulin receptor substrate binding; insulin receptor activity; ATP binding
Source: RefSeq, a predicted model, not a curated record